This is a messenger RNA of Magallana angulata, 4455 nucleotides long. RefSeq lists its product as uncharacterized. The record is from RefSeq and is a predicted model, not a curated record. The coding region runs from base 1153 to 2409 and encodes 418 amino acids. Gene Ontology annotation, biological process: mitophagy by internal vacuole formation; mitochondrial protein catabolic process. The transcript has 12 exons. NCBI's taxonomy places the organism in Eukaryota, Metazoa, Mollusca, Bivalvia, Ostreida, Ostreidae. Gene Ontology annotation, cellular component: mitochondrial outer membrane.
UUUCUAUCUUACGUUGAAGUUUUAAUUGGAAUAAAUCUCAACUUUAAAAAAAGUUUUAUAUGAUAUAGCACUUUUACACUUCUUUCUUUCUUUUAAAAAAAGUUGAAUUAUAUUGUUUAAGAAAUAUGAAUUGAAAAAUAAUGUUUCCUUGGUUGUAAAACAACGCCCAUAUAUCAAUUACUGUAAUUUAUAUUGAUUAAAAUACAAUUUAAUAAAUCAUUAUCCAUGCUAGCGAGGACCACACUCGGAUAAACAACUGUAUUCCAAAAUGAUAAUGGCCAAUUUCUAUUCUCGUUGUCGUGCAAUAUUCAUGAAUGAUUUUCUCGAUAUGACCAUUCAGUUUUCGAUUGUCACAUUUACUUUUAUGCGUGUGCAUGUAAUAUGUAUAGAAGUAUAAUGUUGUUAAUUACUUCAAAAUCCCAACGGAAGUAGUCUAAAUGACCUUACGGAACAUAGAUAAGUAUAAUAACUAUAGGGUACAUGUACAUUCAUUUGCACAAAACCAGCAAUAUUUAAGUAACAUUGAGUUAGUGACUACUUCCAAAGGUUAUUAUAACUGACCAUAGUCUAUAUAGCUAUUAAUUAUUGUCUUACAUAAAUAGUGUGACGUUUUAGUGAUAGAUCCUGAAAAAAAAUGUAAUUUUUAGAAAAAUUUUAAAAAGGUAUUAAUGGAACUAAUUACUGAUUUAAAGAAAACAAUUCAAUAUAAAAAAAAAUUAUAAGCUCGCAUUUGGUAAAAUUAUAGCACGGUUACAUGGAAGAGCAAAUUAAAUCUACAAUGCAAUUUUUUUUUUUACAUUCUUAGAUUAACUAUAUUAAUCAAUCAAUGUUUUAUUGCUCAAAAUUUUAUUUUAACAUUAUACAUGUAGCCAGUGCAGAUGAAUAUUACAACAAAUUUAAAGACACUACUUACUCUUUGUGUUACGCUUAUUUCUUUUAAGUGUUCACAGAAAAGUAAACGGUAUGUAGGAAUAACCCACACUUUCGAGAUAAAAAACAUGCAUUUUUCGCAUAAAUUUUGUAAUUUUUACACGAACUUUCUUUCAUCAAAUUCCUAGAAUUGAUAUUAUACAGAUAUAUGAAAGAAUUCCAAGAAUAAGGGAAGUAAUUCUUCAUCACAUUUUUGUUCAUUUUAAAAAGAAAGUAGGGUGUAUGUACAUGGAACGACAAUUCAGAAAAAGAAUGCAGUCGUCAAAGAGCACUGAAGUGGAACCCAAGGAGAGUGAUGAAACAAAACUAAUAGAAGGGACCAAGAGAAGGGAACUGAAAUGGCAUAUGUGCCGUCUGUGUUUAGCAUGCAAGCUUACAUGCAUUGGAUGGGUAAUUUUGGCAUACUAUGUAUGUGUGGAAAAAUGGUUUUGCAAAGAAUUAGAAAAUCCGAGUUUUGAGUUUAACGUAACAAUGUUGACGCUUAAUAGUGUUUGUGUGGUCUUUGGAGCUGCAUAUUUCUGUAGCAUUGUUCUGUAUAUCAUCGAAAAGAGGAGACAUAAUCAAGACAAGUAUAUGCUUGAAUUUACAAAUGAUCAUAAAUAUAAUAUUAAAAGAUUUAAGAACGAAAACGAUAAGGAAAUCAGAUUGUCCGAAUUCCAGUCUGAACUUGAUCAACUGAAAGAAGAACUUCGCAUGAAAGAUGACACGUUGAAGAGAGAGCAACUGCAUUUGGAACAAAGAAUCGAAGAGGAGAAAGUUGCAAGGCAAACGGCAGAAGCAAGAUUUGAAAUGGAGAGAACAGAGAAGGAAAAAGCAUUAACAAGAUUAAGUGCUUACGCUGGAGAAAAAUUGAGAUUGAACAACCCAGGAUUGGCUGACUUAUCUGAUGAAAAUCGUCCAAACAAACUAGCCGAAAAAUUUAGUGAGCUUUAUGACAAUGAUUGGACGGAUGCCCUAGAAUCUUUAGCAGACACGAACCAAACCGAGGAAUCCCAAACUCAAGAGCUUUUACAUAUGCUUCAGGAUAUCUAUGAUUGUUGCUUGGAGUUUGCUGAGCGACAAAGAACAAGAUUUAUCCUGGAUAUUACUAAACCUUCUACAUUGAAAGAUGAACCACUGGACACAGAUGUACCAGGGAGAAUUCUGUCAAAAGUGAUUGAUCUUCAAAAGCAGACGGCAUCCGAUGCCAUUGCCGAUAUUAGAAACUAUGUUUUGGCUAAAAAGGAAAACUUCACAAACAACACAUCUAUGCAAAAAUACUUAGAUCGCUGUACAGAGUAUUGUUGGAUAAUGGCUAUACAGGAUCCGCCAAUGAUGCUCGACUUUAGUCCGGCACAAAAUGAGGAGUUUGAUAAAGAAAUUUUUAGAUGUUAUACAAGAAAUGGAGAGAAUGUGGAAUUCGUGGUUUGGCCAGCAGUGUUUUUGUACAAGGAUGGUCCCUUAGUUACCAAGGGUGUUCUUCAACCAAUCGCAAAAUAAUUGUACCCUUUAUUGAACAUUAUAAAAUAUGAUAUUCUAGUAAAUCAUCGUUUUACAAAAUAUUUUAAAAAAUACGUCAAAACUAUUCAGUAAAAAGCCCCCUCCCCCCAAAAAACCCCAAAAACUCACAAUUAUCAAAAAUUGGAGAAGAUUAUAAAGAAAUGAAUGUGUAAUCUACAUAUUUAUUAAAGUAGGUUCCACAUUCAUUGACAUGUCAACGCAUCUUAUUAUUGGUGAUUUGUUUAUGUACAAACGACAAUGCGACAAUAUGUAUUGAUAAAUUUUUUUAAAACUACUAGACUUUGACCCGUGCUUGCACGGGCUGCAUUUGAUAUCGGACAUUUACGAAAUAGAUAUCGACACACCGUAUUGUUGACAUUUACGUAACCAAGCUUUAAGCCUAUAAUAAUGCUAUCAUAAUUUCACUACACUCUGCUUCGUUAGAAUAAUCUAACUGUGUCUCGUAACAGGCCCUCCCACGGUUAAAAUGCCUCCCAUAUACCCGUAAUGUAGCAAAAAAUUGCAGAAUCGCUCCGAAACCAUUUUGGGGGAAAAUAAUGAAACUGCAUUGAAAAUAACAGUCAAAUUAUUCAUAACAAACCAUUUUGGGUCUGUAAAAUACCUUUCAUCUAAAAAUUUAAUUCAUAUUAAUGAAGAAUUCAACACUUUUUCACCAACAUUUUUUACUCGCUUCAAAUUUACACACCAUGCUGACAUUUGGAACUUUGGAAUGCACUGCAAUGUAAGAGUUAUCUCCCUAUUUUCUUUGAUGAACAGAAUAUAUAGCAAAUUUUCAAUGAAAAUUUACACAUAUUUCUUUUAUCGUUUCUGAGUUUAUCCGUGCAAAUGUGAUAUUGUGAAAACAUAACCUCCCGGAAUUUAGCGUGAAUGUAUUGCGCAUGCGCAAGAUUGUAAAAUCCAAAAAAUCCAAAUGAUUUCCGGAUUUUUAAAAUGAAUUUUCGUUGAUUAUUAAUUAGCGAAGCCUUAUUGAGAAAAAAUAAAAACAAAUUGGUAAUCUUCAAGUACCAAUGAUGUUUAAAAUAUAUAAAACAGAAGAUGGUACUCUUCCAAUUUCUCGGUAUUAAAGCCCAAAAAUUGGAGUCUAUUGUUUUAAUAUAGUAGUAUAGAUUUGAUAAUGUUUAUCAAAUGUUUGUCAGGCAUUAAUAAUGUGGGAGUAAAAUGGAACGUUUUUGCCGAGGAUUUAACUGAUUUGUGAAAUUUAAAAUAAUUUUUUCGUAACUUUCAUUUUCAAUAAUUUGGAUGGAUCUAAUCGAUUUUGGUGAUCACCAAACCUUAAAAGAGCUAUGCUCUAGAAUGUCAAUACAAAGUCUUACCGUUUUUUUUAACCAAAAUCCAAUGAUAAAACAGGGAAGUGUCUGUCAGUGCCCUAUUCCAGCUGUCAGUUGUACAUUAUUAGAUCGACUUUAUGAAAUUUACAUUCAUAACAAUAUGCAUAACUGCACAUACAUAACCACUGACAUAUGAUUCAAUAAAUAUAAGAUUCAUUUUACGUAACUAUCGCAAACACAACUUUGAAGAGUACUUGCAACUGUACAAGAUCUAGCUUUUUUAACUUCCAGGUAUCGAAUCGUGUGUUUUAGCAUGUUAUGUUUAAUUUUGUGUUUUAUGAAGUAUAUUUUUUAAAGCUAGAGUAAACGUAUUUCAUUUUAAAAAUAAAGAUUGUUGAUAUUACUAAUUCACAUGAUAUUGUCACUGAAAGACGCUUACAUCGAAGAGGGUCAUAUUCUAAGCCUGUUGUUGGUUUUUUGUUUUCGUUUUUUUUUUCUGAGGACGUGUAAGCCUAAUUGUCGGACUUGCAAUUCUUGUUCGGGAUUUUUUCAGAAUCAUUUGUUAAUCAAUGCAAGCAAUCGCAAUAAAAUUUAAAAAAGUGAAGACUCAACAGUCAACGCCUAUAAAUUUUUUAUUUAAAACAAUUUACAUUAAUGAUAAUAUAAUAUAAAAUACAUUGCUAAAGCUAUAAAUAUAUACUAAGUACAUGUACAUAUAUUUUCAAUUUAACGUGAAUACAAAUUUAUAUUUUUGCAU